UGCUAACCCUCAUCAUCAAGUUGAGAUGUUGAGGUUGUGUUUGUUUACAUUUUUCGAUGUAUCACUUGGUGUGUUCCAAACGUUCAAAAAUAGUUAAUUUUAAUUAAAUUUCCUCGAAUAUCUUACUGUCGAGAUGGUUCGCGUUAAAAACAGAUACAUUUUGAUUCAGUUCAUGUGCAACAAUCGCUCGGAUACGGAUGCCUUUGCGCUAACUUCGCACAAUUUGACUAAAUUUUUGCGGGAAAAAAUCGAAAAGUACUACGGUGAGUUUGGAUUGGCGAGUACCCUGCGGUUGCACGUGAUUUACUUCAACGAUAAGACCCGUCUCUGCAUCAUACAAACCCGACACGGUCCGCAUCGGUUCGUAACCAGUAUUCUGCCGCUCCUGACUGUGGCGGAUACGGAACAAGUACGGUAUAGGACGCUCUACGUGGGGGCGACAUUGCAACAGUGCCAAAAGUUCAUCGUUCGGUACCAACAGGAGUAUGUGAAUAAAAUGAUAGGAAAUUACAAGGGUGAAGCGCAGAGGCAGCGGUUCGUUGAAGAAGUAACCAAAAUGAAACAAAUUUAGACAGUACGGUUUAUUGGAGAAAUGUUAAAAUAUAUUUUUGAACUAAACUUGUAAGACUGUUGA
Aedes albopictus (Asian tiger mosquito) is the source of this 634-nucleotide messenger RNA. RefSeq lists its product as uncharacterized. Gene Ontology annotation, biological process: tRNA 5'-leader removal. Gene Ontology annotation, molecular function: ribonuclease P RNA binding. The coding region runs from base 134 to 571 and encodes 145 amino acids. NCBI's taxonomy places the organism in Eukaryota, Metazoa, Arthropoda, Insecta, Diptera, Culicidae. The record is from RefSeq and is a predicted model, not a curated record. The transcript has 3 exons. Gene Ontology annotation, cellular component: ribonuclease P complex.